CCGUGCGCGCAGCCCCGAACGCCGGGAGCCUCCUGCAGACCCCCCUGCCAUGGAGUCCGUGGCCCUGUACAGCUUCCAGGCCACGGAGCAGGACGAGCUGCCCUUCCAGAAAGGGGACACGCUGAAGAUCCUCAACAUGGAGGAUGACCAGAACUGGUUCAAGGCUGAGCUGUUCGGCCGCGAGGGCUUUGUCCCCAAAAACUACAUCAAGGUCAAGCCACACCCGUGGUACGCGGGCAGGAUCUCCCGGCACCUGGCAGAGGAGCGGCUGCUCCGGCGCAACCACCUGGGAGCCUUCCUGAUCCGCGACAGCGAGAGCGCCCCGGGCGAGUUCUCCCUCUCCGUCAGCUACGGGAAGCAGGUCCAGCACUUCAAGGUGCUCAGGGAGAGGAACGGCAAAUAUUUCCUCUGGGAGGAAAAGUUCAACUCCCUCAACGAGCUGGUGGAUUUCUACAGGAUGACCACGAUCGCCAAGGAGCAGCAGAUUUUCCUGUGGGACGAGGACCAGACCCAGGAGCAGGGAUCCCAAGGCUCCUCCUCAUCCCAUGGUGGCACAGCCUCCCCACCAGUGCCAGGGGCUGUGAGAUGGGGACCCCUCUCCUCCCACCAACCCUGGCCCUCGGCUCCCCUGCAGGUGAGGAGACCCCGAUUUGUGCAAGCCCAGUUUGACUUCUCAGCCCAGGAGGGCUCCCAGCUGCCCUUCCUGCGUGGGGACAUCAUCGAGGUCCUGGGCUGCCCCGACCCCAACUGGUGGCAGGGGAAGGUCUACGGCCGUGUCGGGCUCUUCCCACGGAGCCACGUCCACCCCAUCCACAAGUGACCUUCAGGUGACCAUUGAGUGACCAUCCAUGAGUGACCUUCAGGUGACCAUCACGAGUUUCCAUCCACAAGUGACCUUCAGGUGACCAUCUACAAGUGACCUUCAAGUGACCAUCCACGAGUGACCUUCAGGUGACCAUUGAGUGACCAUCCAUGAGUGACCUUCAGGUGACCAUCCACUAGUGACCAUCCACAAGUGACCUUCAGGUGACCACCCAUAAGUGAUCAUCACAAGUGACCUUUAAGUGACCAUCCACGAGUGACCCUCACCACGCCACCACUGAGCGGGCAGGACCCGGCCCCGUUGUCCCCCCUCACAGCCUGAGUGUCCCUUUGUCCCCAGGAUGGUGCCUGGCCCAUGACCCCCAGGCCAGGGAUGGGGCUGGCAGUGCUGCUCCCCAGGCAGGGAGUGUGGAAUGUUCAACCACGGCCAUAAAACCUUUUCCAGAGGCACUGUCCAGUGGGGUGACAGCCACAGAGGGAGUGAGCCCAAAACCCCAAACCCUGAAACCUCUCCAAACCCUGUAAGCAAAGCCCCAGCUGCAGGGAGGGCUGCAGGCAGCCAGGACACAGCCAGGAUCCACAGCUCCACGGAGGAAUUCCAGGACUCAGGAUACCAGGGAAGGCUGGUCCAGGGGGAUUCCAUCCUGUGGGGUGCUGUUCAUAGCUGGAAAUUUAUAUUUUUUAUAUUAUUUUUUUAU
Melospiza melodia melodia is the source of this 1520-nucleotide messenger RNA. RefSeq names its product GRB2 related adaptor protein (gene GRAP). Gene Ontology annotation, biological process: signal transduction; regulation of MAPK cascade. The coding region runs from base 50 to 820 and encodes 256 amino acids. Gene Ontology annotation, cellular component: nucleoplasm; COP9 signalosome; cytoplasm. Gene Ontology annotation, molecular function: phosphotyrosine residue binding; epidermal growth factor receptor binding. The transcript has 5 exons. The record is from RefSeq and is a predicted model, not a curated record. NCBI's taxonomy places the organism in Eukaryota, Metazoa, Chordata, Aves, Passeriformes, Passerellidae.